This is a messenger RNA of Arxiozyma heterogenica, 1434 nucleotides long. RefSeq names its product Uip5p (gene UIP5). NCBI's taxonomy places the organism in Eukaryota, Fungi, Ascomycota, Saccharomycetes, Saccharomycetales, Saccharomycetaceae. Gene Ontology annotation, molecular function: D-mannose binding. The record is from RefSeq and is a predicted model, not a curated record. Gene Ontology annotation, biological process: endoplasmic reticulum to Golgi vesicle-mediated transport. Gene Ontology annotation, cellular component: COPII-coated ER to Golgi transport vesicle; Golgi membrane; endoplasmic reticulum-Golgi intermediate compartment. The transcript has a single exon. The coding region runs from base 1 to 1434 and encodes 477 amino acids.
AUGCAAAAUAAUGAACAGGUAAAGAAAUUCUUAUUAGCAUUGAUUGUGAUUUUACUUUUUUUGAUUUGCCAUCAAUCUAAUACCAUACCUUUGAGUUAUAAUAAUGAUUAUAAAACUAAUUAUAAUGGUAACCAAAUAAUUGAUCCAUUUCACAUUAAUAGUUAUAUCAUGUAUCAGCAUAAAUCUAAAAUUAUUAAAAUACCGAAUAAUGAUGCAUCUUUAUCUCCACCUUAUUUAGAUAAAAUCAAUAAAUAUUGGUACAUAGGUGGAUCUACUCAGAUAAAAAAUGAUCGGAGUAUAAAAUUGACUUCUAAAAAUAUCCCACAUACUCAUGGUUCUAUAAUAUCAAAUGGAAUAGGAGAUAAUGCAAUAAAUGAUUUUGAGAUUGAAUUUGUUUUUAAAUUAUCAUAUGCAGAAAAUAGUUUGGGAAAAGUAGGUGAUGGCAUCAGUUUUAUUCUCACAUCACAAAAUGGAUUUUUGUUAAAAGAUUUAACUUCUUCCUUUGCUCGUAGACAAUAUAUAAUUAAUUCAGGUGGUGUUUUACCUAACGAUAUUUCAAUGAUGGGAUUUCCUAAAAAUUUACCUGGAUUAUCACUUGUGUUAGAUACAUUUGCUAACGAUUCAAAAAAUAAGGAAUAUGUUCCUUUCUUAGAUAUUUUUCUUAAUUCUAAUCCACAAGAAGAUUUUUAUGACAUUGAUUCAGAUGGUUCAAAAAGUACCGUUCGAAGAUUGAAUAAAGAUCAUAUUAAAUUGAGAAAAAAUGUGCUUCAAGGAGAUAUGAUUUGUUUAAGGAUUAUUUACAUUGAGUCAAUAUCUUUUCUGAAAAUCGAUAUUCGAUAUGAAAAUGUGGGUAAUUAUUGGAUUGAAUUAUUUUCAAAUAAUAAUUUGCCAGACACAGAAACACAACUAAUAUUUUUACCUAAAAAUGAAAAAACAGGACAAAGAUUUAUUGGAAUGGGUGCAUUGAAUGGUGACUUGACUGAAACUGUGGAACUAUUUCGUAUUAAAACAAAUGAAUUUCAUUGGGAUAAUGAUAUAAAUCAAGAGGAUUUAUACGAUUUCAAUCACUAUAAAGAAUGGGAAAAUUUUUUAUUAAAAGAAUUCCAUGAACAAAUAACAAAUGAAAAAGAUUCUUUUACUCGCUGGAAAAUGAUUAACUCGCAGCCAAUAUAUGAGAAUCACUUACAAGAAACAAGUAAAUUGAUGAAUCUCAAACCGUUAUCUCAUACUAAACUAUAUUGUCAAAAGGAUUCAAAAUAUGAUUCUUCAUUAUGGAAAUUCCUUCAAUCAAUAUUUAAAUGGAUGGCUAUUGUUUUCAUUAUGAUAACAUUAUAUUUGUUUUCAAUCUAUGUCAGAGUUAGUAAAAAACACUGGAAGAAAAUACAAUCUAAGAAAUUCAAAAAAUCGUUAAAAGGUUCUUUGUUACCAAUAUAA